ACAUAUCUACACUAGCCGUUGGCUGGCCAAUUCAAUCUUUACCACUCUCAUCAACAAUUCUUCUUCCCUUUAUUCCCAAAAUAUAUAACCUCCAAAAAAAGGUUAAAAUAUCUCAUACAAAAUACAUAUAAGUGAUCAUUUUUUAGCUAGAGAAUAAGUAGUUAUUUACAUAUCAUUUUUUUUUGUUUUUGUUUCAUUUCAUGGAUUGCAUAGUUUUGCCAGUUGCAAUCUUGACAAGGCGAUGCUCGGGUCGAUUAUUAGGGUAUAGGCCACUCGUAGAAGAUGGUUAUGACGAUUCAAAUUAUCCGAUAACUGUGUUGGUGGGAAAGGAGAAAAGGGAAUUCUUGGUGGAGCCAUUUGUGUUAGAAGAAAGUCCAUUUAGAAGUUUGAUUGAAAUGGUGAAAAAAGAAGAUGGAGGAAAAGUAAAAGAAAAUAGAGCAAAAAAAGUGAUUUAUGUGGAUGUUGAUGCUAUAUUAUUUGAACACAUGUUGUGGUUGAUGCAAAAUGAUUGCUCUUCUUUGUUUCAACUCAAUCUCAAGGAGAUCAUUGAUUUCUAUGCUCAAGAUAUAUAGUUGAAAAGAAGAGACAAUUGAUUACUUAUUAAUCAUUAUGGAAGUAACAAAUUAAAGAGGUAAUAUAUGAAUCUUUUUCUUUUUUUUUUAAUUUCUUCCUUUUACCCUUUGUGGUAGGAGCUUUUUUGGUCUUAAUCAACACUUUAUAUUAUGGGGUUGUACAAAAAAAAGUUUCGAAGAAAAAAAAACUAUAUGGAUAUGUAGAAAUAAUUUAUACUUGGCAAAAAUGAAUGUAUGCCAAAUUAGCAAUUAAUUAAUACGUAGCUAUGUAUACUUUAAUUUCUCCUGUAUGUAAUUUCUAUUUAAUAUAACAACGUUUGUUUUUUUUGGUUA
This is a messenger RNA of Solanum dulcamara, 905 nucleotides long. Its product is annotated as auxin-responsive protein SAUR76. The transcript has a single exon. Gene Ontology annotation, biological process: response to auxin. Lineage: Eukaryota; Viridiplantae; Streptophyta; Magnoliopsida; Solanales; Solanaceae. The record is from RefSeq and is a predicted model, not a curated record. The coding region runs from base 201 to 572 and encodes 123 amino acids.